AUUUUUUUUUUUUUUUACCAAAAACUCCAAAACCGCCACCACUACCCACCACCUUCUUCCGUCCUUAUACCCACCCCCUCAAAUUCUCUUCUUCCCCAUAUUCCAAAUCAAAAUCCCAGAAAAACCCUUUAAGGAAUGCUAUUUAUUUGAGCAUUUGGUUCACAAAUCGCAUGAAUUUGUUGAGAAUUUACUGAGAAUUUUCGUUCUUUGAGUUUUUGGUGUUGGAUAGGUUUUGAGGGAGGAGGAGGAGGAAGAGGAGGAGGAGAAAAUGAAUCUUCUUAAGUUUCAAGUCUUUGACUCUGUUCCAGCCUAAGGUUUGAAAGGUCGUAGUACGUGGGGUUGAGGCGUGCCCCAUGGCAAAGCGCGUGUACCAAGUCUGGAAAGGAAGCAAUUAUUUUUUUCUAGGUGGAAGGUUGAUUUUUGGGCCGGAUGCAAAGUCGUUGCUUAUCAGCUUAUUGCUUAUCAUAGUUCCUGUCACUGUUUUCUGUGUGUUCGUUGCAAGGCAUUUGCGCCAUGAGUUCCCAUCGUACAAUGCAGGAUAUGCUAUUUUGGUAGUAGCAAUUGUUUUCACCAUCCAUGUACUGGUGCUGCUUCUUCUUACAUCAGCUCGAGAUCCAGGUAUUGUUCCACGUAAUUCUCAUCCGCCAGAGGAAGAGUUCCGUCAUGAAUUUUCUGCAUCGGUAGAGGGUGGAAGACAAACGCCCAGCCUUCAAUUUCCCCGAACAAAAGAAGUAAUUGUUAAUGGGAUGCCAGUCAGAGUGAAAUAUUGUGAUACCUGCAUGCUAUAUCGCCCUCCACGUUGUUCGCACUGCUCCAUCUGUAACAAUUGUGUGGAGCGAUUUGAUCACCACUGCCCAUGGGUGGGCCAAUGCAUUGGAUUGCGUAACUACCGUUUUUUCUUUUGCUUUGUCUCUUCUGCUAUGCUGCUGUGCAUCUAUGUGUUUGCAAUAUGUGCUCUGUACAUCAAGGUGCUAAUGGAUAAUAAUCAAAGCACAGUCUUGAAGGCACUGAAAGAGUCACCAGCAUCCGUGGUUCUAAUGGCUUAUUGUUUUAUUUCCCUGUGGUUUGUUGGUGGACUCACUGGCUUUCACUUGUAUCUAAUAAGCACCAAUCAGACAACCUAUGAAAAUUUCCGCUAUAAAGCAGAAAACAGGAUCAAUGUCUAUGACCUUGGUUGUGUGAACAACUUCAUGGAAGUAUUUUGCACAAAAGUAAAACCAUCACGGAACAACUUCCGAGCUAAUGUACAAGAAGAAGAACCACGACCUCCUUUGCCCACUACCAGGGAAGCUGAAGUCGAAAUGGGUGAGGAUCAUCGAGCGAAAGUAGAAGAUGAUCUUGAAUUUGGUGGAGACCUUCUAAAGAUCUCACAGCGUCAUAAUAUUGAAGACAUUGAAGCAGAGAUACGGAGCCGAGGGAGUGAUGGGCACCACCAUAAUUCGUCUGAGGCUGAUUCGGUUCUUGGGUCAGAUAGGCGAGCCCCCAAUGUGCAAGCAGAUAUACGAAACUCGAGCUGGGGAAGGAGAAGUGGGAGCUGGGAAAUUGCAUCAGAGGUCGUUGGCAUGAAAUCCAAUGUCACCGAAAGCAGGAGCCAUGUUUCUCCAAAAGAGCAAUAUCAAUGAUUAAGGAUGUUGUACAGUUGACGGCGAUGGGCCUAACCUUUGGCUGCAGUUGCUUUUGCUUUCUGGUUAGAAAAGGUGCCAUUGAUGGUAAUAUGGAGCAAAAUGUAACUUACUACUGUAAGGUUAAAUCUGUACUACAUUAUGUUCUUUUCCCUUUCUCAUUCACCAGUGGAUAUUAGCCUAAUAUAAAUAUUCUUUUGGGAAAAUUAGUGAAUAGAUGUGUGUAUUUUUUUGAAUGACAAGGAAACUCCCUGUUUUGGCUUGCUGCUACUUCGUAAGUUCCAAUUAGUUGGUUUGUUUUGUCCAGACUUGAUGCCUCUGGAAGUUGAAGUAGUGAUGGCUCUUGCACAUUUUCUUCACAAUAUUUUGUGCCUAUCAGUUAGUUUCUUUUAAA
This is a messenger RNA of Solanum stenotomum, 2016 nucleotides long. RefSeq names its product protein S-acyltransferase 8. The transcript is spliced from 5 exons. Gene Ontology annotation, cellular component: Golgi apparatus; endoplasmic reticulum. Gene Ontology annotation, biological process: protein targeting to membrane; peptidyl-L-cysteine S-palmitoylation. The coding region runs from base 354 to 1622 and encodes 422 amino acids. NCBI's taxonomy places the organism in Eukaryota, Viridiplantae, Streptophyta, Magnoliopsida, Solanales, Solanaceae. The record is from RefSeq and is a predicted model, not a curated record. Gene Ontology annotation, molecular function: protein-cysteine S-palmitoyltransferase activity.